Molecule: messenger RNA, 1672 nt
Organism: Drosophila subpulchrella
Lineage: Eukaryota; Metazoa; Arthropoda; Insecta; Diptera; Drosophilidae
Gene: APP-BP1
Product: nedd8-activating enzyme E1 regulatory subunit
Exons: 6
Coding region: 69-1643 (524 amino acids)
Biological process (GO): protein ubiquitination; DNA damage response; ubiquitin-dependent protein catabolic process
Cellular component (GO): nucleus; cytoplasm
Molecular function (GO): NEDD8 activating enzyme activity; ubiquitin activating enzyme activity
Source: RefSeq, a predicted model, not a curated record
GGCUAGAAGUGUUGACCAGCGCAUCAAAGCAACCGGCUUAUUUUGCACAAAAUUCUCGUCUCGGCAAAAUGUCUUCGCCAGCGCCCAAAUCACCGGAACUUUCGGAUAAAAGCAAGAAAUAUGAUAGACAAAUCAGGCUGUGGGGCGAGCAUGGACAGACGCUUUUGGAGGCGGCCACAAUCUGUUUGGUGAAUGUUACGGCCGUGGGCUGUGAAACUGUGAAAGGAUUGGUCCUACCUGGCAUCGGAGGCUUCACGGUGGCCGAUGGUAGCACCGUCAAGGAGGAGGAUCUGGGCAACAAUUUCUUCCUGGACUCCAGCUAUCUGGGCAAAUCCAAGGCUUUUGCCUGCAUGCAGCUCCUCCAGGAACUCAAUCCAGAUGUAAACGGCGAUUAUGUGGACGAGAGUGCCGACUAUAUAUUGGGCAACAGGCCCAACUUCUUCGACAGCUUCGACUUGGUGAUCGCCUCCAAUCUGAAUGAGCAGACUUUGCUGCUUCUAGCCGAACGUUUGUGGGAGGUCAAUGUGCCAUUCAUAUACUGCCGAUCCCUGGGUAUGCUGGGCACCAUUCGCCUGCAAAUACGGGAGCACUGCAUCGUAGAGGCGCAUCCGGAUAACAGGCAGUUCGAUCUGCGUCUGGAGCAUCCGUUUGAUGCUCUGCGGGAGCACCUCGAAGGCACCGAAGUGACCAGCAAGGUGCCCUGGUUACUGGUGCUCCACAAAUACCUGAAUGUCUGGCAGAAGCAACAGGCGGACGGGGCCCAAACGCCACGAAAUUACAAGGAGAAGAACCAGUUGAGGGAGACAAUUCGGGAGGAGAUGAAGGCGGAUGAGGAGAACCACGAAGAGGCCAUCAAGGCGGUCAAUACGGCAUUUGGAGCGGGCCAGGUUCCCAAGAGCCUCAAAGCCAUUUUCGAGGAUGACGCCUGUGAACAGCUUAACAAGAAGAGCAGCGUCUUCUGGAUCAUGGCGAAGGCCCUAAAGCACUUUGUGAUACAUGAGAACGGGGGCCAUCUGCCGCUGCCUGGCGUUCUGCCCGACAUGACGGCCAACACGGACUCGUACAUCGCCCUGCAGCACGUCUACCGACAACAGGCGCUGCAGGAUGCCGACCAGGUGUACCACAAGUGCCAGGACUACCUCAAGCAGCUGGCCCUGCCCGCCGACAGCAUUGAUGAGAGAAGUGUGCGCCUGAUUUGCCGGGAAGCGGCCGGAUUGGCGGUCAUAAGGGGCACUCGCAUUGCGGAGGAAUACGAGAAGAGCAGUCGCCUGCUGCAACUAGUUGAGGACAACGAGCUGCAGGGCAAUCUAACCGCCUACAAUUUUGCGCUUCGUGCCUACGAGCGUUUCAUAAGUGAGUGCGGCAACAUUCCCGGCGAGUGCAUCGUGGAGCAGGACAUUGGACGUUUGAAGAGCAUUGCCGCCAAGAUGCUGGGCGAUUUGGGCAUGCAUGCCACCAUCAGCGACGAUGUGCUGCACGAGAUUUGUCGAUACGGCGGAGCCGAGCUGCAUGCAGUCUCGGCAUUCAUAGGUGGCUGUGCUGCCCAGGAGGUGAUCAAGAUCAUUACCAAACAAUACAAGCCCAUCGAUAAUACUUUUAUAUACAAUGCUAUAACCACUGAAAGUGUCACGUUGAAGCUAUAAAAAAAUCAUAUUUUCAUAGAAUCCUAACA